Dermacentor andersoni is the source of this 3803-nucleotide messenger RNA. It is a transcript of the gene ps, whose product is annotated as RNA-binding protein Nova-1-like protein passilla. Gene Ontology annotation, molecular function: RNA binding. The record is from RefSeq and is a predicted model, not a curated record. Lineage: Eukaryota; Metazoa; Arthropoda; Arachnida; Ixodida; Ixodidae.
CAGUAGCGCAGGAGACGCGGACACGUUUAAAAUAAAGCUUGAUAAGUUGCAAACAAACGUCACAAGGCGACGAACCAAGGCCCGAGAAAGGCCUAAAACAACAUGUGAACUCUAUUCGCACUCCCAUCCGAGCAAAGUGCGCGCUUGCACGUUCUAGGGUGCCUGUGCGUGUGUUGGUGAAAUGGUGGACAGCGCGCGCCGAACGAUCGUCCACGGUACCUCGCCGUUUCGGCGAGGGAUGGCGUCGCGACUCGCGGAGAGGAACAGGAAGAAGGCCGGUCCGCAGCGUCUUCCGGGAGACUCGUGUUGACGUCGGGAGUGACGUCAGCGCCCGGACGUUUCUGCACUGAAGAUGGCGACGGGUUUAGGAGGUGUGAAUGGAUGUCCCGAUCCCGAUAUUGGAGAUUCUAGGAAGAGGCCCCUGGAUUCCGAGCUCGAUAUUGGGGCGACGAAAAGGUCCCACCAUGGCGGAGGCAAUGGGACGUUCCACUUCAAGAUUCUUGUACCCGCUGUGGCUGCCGGGGCCAUCAUCGGCAAAGGUGGUGAGACCAUUGCAUUGCUCCAAAAGGAAGCGGGAGCCCGGGUGAAAAUGUCCAAGUCGAACGACUUCUACCCAGGAACUACCGAGAGGGUGUGCCUCAUCACCGGGAGUGUCGAGGGCGUUCUACGCAUCCACGAAUUUAUCAUGGAGAAAAUUAAGGAGAAGCCCGACCCCACAGCCAAGAUUGCCAUAGACUUUGACCACAAGCAGCCAGCUGAGAGGGAAAAGCAGGUGAAGAUCCUGGUGCCCAACAGCACGGCGGGCAUGAUCAUCGGCAAGGGGGGCAGCUACAUCAAGCAGAUCAAGGAAGAGAGUGGUGCGUACGUGCAGAUCUCUCAGAAGUCCAAGGACCACGCCCUCGCCGAGCGCUGCAUCACCGUCAUUGGUGAGAUGGACAACAACAAGAAGGCCUGCCAGCUCAUCCUGGCCAAAAUCGUGGAGGACCCGCAGAGCGGCAGCUGCCUGCACGUAUCCUACGCUGAGGUGACCGGGCCCGUGGCCAACUUCAACCCAACGGGCUCGCCCUACGCCAAUCCAUCGAGCGUGCACUCCACAGUGAACAACUCGUCAGCCAGCUACAGCUCGAGCGGGAGCCUCAACAGCCUAAGCCCGACGGCAAACUUUAGCGGAGCCGCAGGCUCCAUGGUGCCAGCACCGUUUCCUGGUGCCAACGUGGCGCAACUUCUAGAGAAUGUCAAAGCGGUGCUGAGGAGCAACGGCUACACGGAGCAGGCAACGGCCGACAUUGCGACGGCCAUGGGUACCCUGGCGACGUAUGGUGUGCUGGGCUCCAGCCUCGGAGCACUCCUAGCGGGUGCCAAUGGGGCCAUGAUGGGACAAGGCCCACCGCAGCCACCGCCACCGCAGCAAGUCUACCCGACCUCGCCGAUGGACGCCACGCCACCAGUGGUUGCCAGCAGCUCGGGUAUCUUCGGCCCCGUCGGCAGCGGCGGCUUCGGGUCACCCCGCUCGGAGCGCUACCACAGCGACAUGGUGUUCGACCCAUUCCGGCGGAACUCGCCUGCGCUAGGCUCGCCUGGUGCGGCGGCCAACAACGGUGCCGGGGGAGGCAUGCCGGUCAACAACAACUCAUUCGGGCUGGGCACAGCACUGGUGCCGUCACAGGGGGCCAUGUGCAAGUCGCCGCCGCCACCCUCCGCGGCUGACAAGUGCUCGGACGCCGUCAAGCGAGACCUCGAGGUGGGGGAGAACAUUGUGGGGGCCAUCUUGGGACCGGGGGGGAAGUCACUGGUUGAGAUCCAGCGCUUCAGCGGCGCCGCCAUCCAGAUCUCCAAGAAGGGCACGUUCGCACCGGGCACGCGCAACCGCAUCGUCAGCAUCACAGGCACGCCAAAUGCCGUCUCCACGGCCCAGUAUCUGAUCGAGCAGCAGAUCGCUGAGGAGGAAGCCAAAAGGUCACAGCAGAAUGCUCUCGGGGUGCUGCGCUAGGGUGGAAGGUGUUUUUUUUUUCUUUCGGCUGACUCCCCAUCCCCCCCUUUCCCCUGCCCCUUCUUUACCGAGUGUGUUGCAAAAAAAAAUGUGAUGUUACAGUAGUGGAAUAAUAUAACAUACGGAUAUACAUAAUGUAUAUACAUAUACUACACGCAUGUCUGGGUGUGUACAGGUGCAGAAGUGUGGGCCAUUUCCACGUCGUCGGACUUGGGUGUGCGCGCGCGCCUUCGCUGGGUUUUUUCCUCUUAUCUCCUCGUUGUAGUGUGCCUUGGGAAAAAAAAGGUUCUCUUCUUCGACGGCCGCUGUGGAUUGUUGCCUCCCCCAUCCCGAGAACAAGCUGUAGCACCUAUGCAAAGCGCCCCUGCCUGCCGCCAAGCAAAGAUGGGCGCGAGACCUCCCCCUCCAACGGCGUGUCCAACCCCCUUUUUACCCCACACCCCCCAUCAAGAACACACGCGCGCCCCCGUCUUUUCGAGAGCUGCAGGGAGGCAGAGGGGGAGGGGGAGCGGAGGGGGUCGGUGCCUGCUCGGUCGGACUCUCGGGGAGGCGGCCUGCUGGAGCUGUAUCCCGCGUGCUCAUGUCUCAUAGCAUUAUUUAUUUUGAAAAAGCCCUGCUCUUCCCAACUGCGUGAGUGUGCGUGUGCGUGUGUGUGCGUAUGUUUGUGUGUGCAUCUGUGCGCCUACUUGAGAAAGGGCCUUGUUAAUGUUUUUUCAGUACCGGGGAGAGGGCUGCAGUUUGCAUUUUUUUUUUUCCCCACAGUGCAGCUGCGGACAAAGCCCUUUCCUCCUGGCAAUGCUUGUUUUUUUUUCUUUUUCUGUGCGUUUGAGGGCCGCCACCACCACCACCAUCCCCACCCACUUUUUUCCUCCACCUCCACUUUUUUAUUCUUUUCGCAACUUUUUAAAAGAAAAGCCGCUGCCGAUGCAGCGACGUCACCUGUUUGUUGGCCACAGUGUGUUUAGUGGCUCCACACUUUUUCUUCCUUUUCCUGUGCAUACGCAUCCUGAUGCGCGAGAGGAACUGUUUAAACAAAAGAAAAAGAUAUUCACAACACGGUGUGUGCGUGUGUGUGUCGCGGGCGUCCGCAAGGGAGAAGACGGAAAUACAUAUACCGCGGCCGUGCGGCCACCGCCGCUAGGUGCAAGUGCUUCUUCUGUUAGACGCGUUUUUUUCCAAUUUUUGCCAUGUGUUUUUGUUUUACUUGUUCCUAACACACAUAACAAGGGUUGCAUGGACAUUUUGCGAGCAUCUCUUCACAGUGUUAUUUUCGUUAAUUCUUUGUCCCUCCCCCCCUCUCCCUGAUGAGUUGUUUUGCACUCUUCUUUGCUAGGAAUAUUCUAAUUGUGGCUCGUGAACUUGGGACACACACCAAACAUGUUUUUCUUGGGCCAGCUGAGUGUGUUGGGGAAGGGCAGUACUUAGGGCGCAGGGACUGUGAUUCUCUAGGUGCCCCCUUUUGAGCCUCUAGUCUCCAGCCGCAAGAUACGAGAAAAAGAUUAAAAAAGACAAAAAAAUGUUGUUGCCUGUCGAGCGCCGCUCGUCGUACACGGGAGCACACACAACACACACAAAAGUGAGAACAAGGGGCGUGCCAGAGGCUGGCCACGAGGCCCACCACCAACCACACCCUUUUUUUUUCUUUGUCUACAAAGCGAGGGGUCAGGGAGAAAAAUGAAUUAAGCUGCUGCAAACCAUUAUUUUUUUUAUUGUUGUAAACUGUUGUAUCACUGCUAGAGACACUUAAUAAAAUGGAAUAAAGAAAAAAAGGGAAAAAAAAAACAUCCAACUCUCUGCAGCAAAGCUGCUGAAA